Knipowitschia caucasica is the source of this 465-nucleotide messenger RNA. The record is from the annotation of a GenBank genome assembly. NCBI's taxonomy places the organism in Eukaryota, Metazoa, Chordata, Actinopteri, Gobiiformes, Gobiidae.
AUGAGACCCCUGAGACAAAACACUGCAGUCUCUUUAUUUGACUGGUUUGAAUCGGACUUAGAGAUCCUGAUUGUGAUGGAGAGACCCAGCAACUCCAUCGACCAUCUGGAAUACAGUGUCCUCCAUGAACCUCAGCCUAAAGACACCAUCAGGGACAUCAUCAAACAGCUGGCCCAGGACCACAAAAAUUGGGUUUUCCACCGAGACAUAAAGACCGCCAACAUCCUGAUGCAGGAUACGCAGGAGGGGGCUCGAGUCCGUAUUGUGGACUUUGGAUGUAGCUGCGCCGUCUCCACUACACUCGGCACAUGGGCACUCUGGACUUCUGCCCUCCGGAGAUGUUCCUCAGCCGCAGAUGCACAGCCUGAUCUUCCUCAGCCAGACGUGUGGCAGAUCAGGGCCAUCGCCUACGAAUUCCUCAAUGGCGACGCAAUAACCUUUGAAAUCUGCGAGUGGCUGUAUUGA